UUUUCAGCGAUUUCUGUACGUGUUCGCGCUGAGAAAAAGUGGAGUGGAAGAAGAAAAAUGGCUACUAAUAAUUAUUUCGGAUUUACUCAUGGUGGAACGCAAUAUGGAGCUGCUGCCACUGGAGCCGCAUAUCCGGCCACCCAGGCAGGCUACGUACCAGCCACAGCGGCUACUUAUGGGGCCCAGCGGCCAGCAGGGUAUGACUACCAGGCUACAGCUACGCAGGGAAAUUAUGCGAGUACAGGAGCCCCAGCUCCCACUUAUGAGUACGGCUAUGGACGUCCAGCUCAGUCCUAUGACACGUCCAAGACCUACUAUCAGCAAGCUGGUGCCACAACAGCUUAUUCGGGCCAGACUUAUGAUUCAGCCACUACGGCAAAGGUGGCUGGAUACCAGACUACAACUUACGCACAACCGGCUAGAACAUCCAUUCAGCCAGCUAAAGUGACGCAGUACGUGUCCCAAACAACCUACUCUCAGCCGGCAACAACAGCCAGCGCAGCUACUAAGCAAACUACCGCCACUACUAAUGCUACAACUUACUCCAACAUUGAUGCCGCUCUCUACAAUGCAGCUGCUACGAUGUAUGUGGCUCAGAAGUCCAAUAAGACAACAACUCCAGGGCAGGGUAAUUCUUGGAAUUACAAGAAAGGAGGUCCUGGUAACAUGGCUGGAAACAACAAGCCACGUUUCAAGCAGCCACCAAAACCACAACAAUUGCACUAUUGUGAGGUGUGCAAGAUCAGUUGUGCUGGACCACAAACCUAUCGGGAGCAUCUCGAUGGGCAGAAGCACAAGAAGCGUGAGGCUAGUCUCAAAUUGAGCGCCACUGCGGCCAAUGUGGCACAGAAUCGUGGCAAUAGCCUUCACUGUGAACUGUGCGAUGUCACGUGCACAGGUUUCGAUGCCUAUGCAGCUCAUGUGCGUGGAUCUAAGCAUCAGAAGGUAGUGAAGUUGCACCAGAAACUGGGAAAGCCAAUUCCAUCUACUGAUCCGCUCACCAAGAAACCAGCAAAGGUGAACUUUGUUCCAGCUGGUGCUGGGGAGAAGGGUGGUGAGGAUGGAACAGGGGCUGCUGGGGCUACUGCUGCUGGUGCUGGGGAGAGUCAGGAUGAGGAUGCAUCCAUCCAUAUUCCCGUGGAUGAUGUGAAGCCAGUGGGAGUGGAGUAUAUUGAUGAAAUUAAGGAUGACGAAGGGAAGAUUUUGAGUUUCAAUUGCAAACUCUGCGAAUGCAAGUUCAAUGAUCCAAAUGCCAAGGAGAUGCACAUGAAGGGUCGUCGUCAUCGGCUGCAGUACAAGAAGAAGGUUCAGCCGGAUCUUGUGGUGGACAUUAAGCCAUCACCAAGGCGUCAGAAGAUUGCCGAGGCUAAGGCUCAGCGUGCAGCCAUGCAGGAGGAAUACUGGAAUCGUCGACGAAUGGCUGAUGCUGAUCUCGAUGAUGACGAGAGGAUUUACUGGGAGGAACGUCGUCGUUUCGAAGAGGAAUUUGAUUAUAUGAAUUGGAUGCAGCGAGGAUUCCCAGGAGGUGGUCCACGUGGUGGGCCUCAUAUGGCACGUGGUGGUCCUCCCAUGGGACAUCCAUUCUUUGGUGGAAUUAUGACUGGACGCCGUCCUGAAAGUUCAGAUGAUCGUCAUGUUGUGGCGAGACAUGCAGAGAUCUAUCCCAAGGAGGAGGAAUUGCAGACAAUUCAGCGUAUUGUUUCACAUACUGAGAGAGCUCUCAAAUUUGUGUCUGAUGCUCUGGCUGAUACUGGCAAGGCUGCCAAUGCUAAGGGGGCUGAUGCAGGGCAAAAAGCAAAUGACAAGGGGGCUAAUGCAGCCAAUGAUGCUAAACAUGCCAAUGACUCCACUAAGAAGGAAGAUGGACGCGAUAACCAAAUGUUUUCCUUCCAGAAGGAUGCUGAGGGUUCUGUUCGCGUGCUCAAGGGCGUCAUGCGAGUGGGUCUUCUGGCUAAAGGUCUUCUACUGCAGGGUGACACUCUGGUGCAGCUUGUUGUGCUCUGCGCUGAGAAACCGACAACAUUGCUGCUCAAGAGGGUGGCCACGGAGUUGCCAAUUCAGCUGAAGAAGGUGUUUGAGGAACAUACAUAUUCCGUGACCAUGGCCCCAGUGGAGGGUGCUGUGCUAGUGAGUGAUGGUCAAAUAACUGUCAAAGUGUCACUGACAUCGCCACUACUCCGUGAACCAGAUAUGAACAAUGCAACUGCCACUGAACAACCGGUUCAGAAUACAGAAGAUCUUCUGCCACGCGAACCCUGUCUGCAGGCACUUGCCGCAUUGAGGCAUGCAAAAUGGUUCCAGGCCAGGGCUACAGGAUUACAAUCGUGUGUUAUGGUUAUGAGAGUCCUCCGUGAUUUGUGCCAGCGCACUCCAAUGUGGACACCUUUGAGCCAAUGGGCUAUGGAAUUACUCACUGAGAAAGUAAUCUCUUCGGCUGGAAUCCCACUGAGUCCGGGAGACUGUAUGAGGCGUGUAAUGGAGGCUGCUGCUUCGGGAUUGUUCAUAAAUGGUCCAGGAAUUUUGGAUCCAUGUGAGAAGGAGCCCCAUGAUGCCUUCAGCGGGCUAAGCAAGCAACAGCGUGAAGACCUCACGUCGUCUGCUCAAAGAUUUCUCCGUUACAUUGCAUUUCGUCAGAUCCAUAAGGUUUUGGGCAUGGAUCCUCUGCCACAGCCCAAAUAUGUGCCACGUCAGUGGCGCUUCAACCGCAAACGUAGGCGCUCUGGCACCGAAGGGGCUGAAAAUGAGGGUGACCAAGUACCAUCUGUGGAUGGUAAGAUGGUGAAAAAGGAUGAGGGUGGUCCUGGUGAUAAGAUGGACUCAGAGCCAACGAAGUAAUAAUUGUGGAUCUCACCAGAUGCUCCUCCUAAUUAUUCAUAAACGUAAAUUUAAUCACUAAUGGAUAUAAGUUAUUGAUGAAAUUUAGAGAUUGAUUUCAAUUGAAAGGGUCUAUGAAUACUUCCCAAAACAUAAAUAUUCAUAAAACAUUAUAAAAUGUAUUCAGAGCAAAUGUAUUUCAAUUCCAAUAAAAAUGAAAUAUGAAAUAAAUGAAAA
Molecule: messenger RNA, 3051 nt
Organism: Phlebotomus papatasi
Lineage: Eukaryota; Metazoa; Arthropoda; Insecta; Diptera; Psychodidae
Gene: Zn72D
Product: zinc finger RNA-binding protein
Exons: 11
Coding region: 58-2835 (925 amino acids)
Cellular component (GO): precatalytic spliceosome
Molecular function (GO): double-stranded RNA binding; zinc ion binding; single-stranded RNA binding
Source: RefSeq, a predicted model, not a curated record